CUAUCCUACCCUUCACCCAGAAGCUAAGGAGACUCCUUUGCAAAGGCCUAAACAUGGUUCCCCUACGAUCAGAACCUUCCUCCUUCCAUAAGCCCCGUCGCCUUGCCUCAAGGCCAGGCUCAAAGCGUCAGCCAAGAAUUCCACCAAGUCAGCCACCUCCCAUCCAGGCUGGAGUGAAGCCUCCUAUUCACGUGCAGAUUUCUGAGCUGCACAGAAAAAUCCAAUUGUUGGAGGGCGACCGUAAGUCCUUCUAUGAGAGCACUCAAUGGACCAUCAAAAAGAACAAGCAAACCAUUAAGCAUCUUCGGGAAGAGAACAAGAUAUCAUACCAUAGGCUGUCAGACAUGCUCAGUGGUGAGGAGAAAGUAGUUCGAUGGGUCGUCAAAGAGUGGAAGGAUGAAAAGUCUCAUCUGAAAAACAAGAAUGGGGAGGAAGCCCUAGCCCUUGUGGAUCAUCGGCUGAAUGAAAAGAUGAAGCAACUAAAUUCCCUUCGACAUGAAGCAGAACUAAAGCAACGACGAAUUGAAGAGCUCCAGUUACAGCAUUCCCUUAGAGCGCUAGAGACAAAUGAACUACGGGGCACUGACACUGAGGUGGCAAAGACCACCCGAAACCUAGAAAAUCGACUGGAAAAGGCCAAACUGAAGUCUGAUGAAGCAGAGAACAUUACUAAAGUUUACCUGCAGCUGAAGGCCUACAUGCAGGAGGAGAGCCUGAACUUUGAGAACAAACUGGAUGCAAUGGAGGCUGAAGUCAUUCGACUAAGACGUGAGUUCUCAGAACUGCAGAUUGUGAGCCAUGAAGCUGAAGUAGCUCGGGACUCUGCCAAGAGCCAACUUCAGAAGCUAGAGGAGAACUUAUUCAAAGAUAGGAAGGAGCGAGAGAAGGUCAUGACGGAGGCCAAGAAGCGAACAGAAGAGAAGAAGCUUUUGAAUGAGCGGAUUGAGAGGAAGACCCAGCAGCGUGAUCAUAUACCACUUCGAUCUGAAGAAACCGUAGAGUUCCAGGGAACAAGAGCAGACAUCGUAAAAGUCCGCUGGUCCAUGUUCCAGACAGAGAUUGCUUUUGAUAGGAUCAAGGAAGCCACUGGUGUAGCUGAUCCCAACGCUGUGGUUCGCAGGUUCUUGGCCCAGGGUGAUGCAUUCACACAAUUGAAGUCUCUAAGGCAACAGAAUGAUUCGGCCCUUGUGAAACUCAGACAAGAGAAGAAGCAUCUGCAGAAAGAGCUCACUGAGCUCAAGUACUCAGGAGAAACCAAGGCUAUCAGGAAUAAUCAGGUUAUGGAGGAGCUACAAAAGCAUGUGAGCACCCAGGAGAAACAAGUGGCAGCAGCUAAGGAGGAUUUGGAAAGUACUAUUCGAUCACUGUUAUCUGCCAAGGCUGGGGUUGAGCAUCUGGCCAUCAAAUUGCAACCCAUCACUGUGGAGAAAAGCCAAUUUGCAAAAAAGGAGCUAAACCCUAAUGCCCCAGAUUAUGUGCUGGAUCUCAUGGCUCUGAAUGAGGAGAAGCUGCUUCAACUUCAGAGUGAUAUGGAGGGGCACGAUGUACCAGACCUACUGCAUCAUCUUACUGAGCAGGAGUAUUAUGCCACCCUGGAGGGGAAGCUUCCUGCUUACAACACUCGAAUCUCACUGCCUUCAGAUACCACCAAGGACAAGUUCUUUGAUGAGGAAGAAAGUGAAGAUGAGACAGGGGAGAUAGUGACCAGAGCAGCCUUGAAGUUCCAGUCUCAGAAACUCAUAGAGUCCAGAAGCAAGAAGAGAGGCCGAUCCCGAAGGCGGUCAUAG
This is a messenger RNA of Gracilinanus agilis (Agile Gracile Mouse Opossum), 1787 nucleotides long. RefSeq names its product outer dynein arm docking complex subunit 3 (gene ODAD3). The transcript is spliced from 13 exons. Gene Ontology annotation, biological process: cilium movement; outer dynein arm assembly. The coding region runs from base 54 to 1787 and encodes 577 amino acids. Gene Ontology annotation, cellular component: cilium. Lineage: Eukaryota; Metazoa; Chordata; Mammalia; Didelphimorphia; Didelphidae. The record is from RefSeq and is a predicted model, not a curated record.